Penaeus indicus is the source of this 305-nucleotide messenger RNA. RefSeq lists its product as uncharacterized. NCBI's taxonomy places the organism in Eukaryota, Metazoa, Arthropoda, Malacostraca, Decapoda, Penaeidae. The coding region runs from base 16 to 240 and encodes 74 amino acids. The record is from RefSeq and is a predicted model, not a curated record. The transcript has 3 exons.
ACACUUUUCACCGUCAUGGUCCUGGCCCUCGUGGUCGCCUUCGCCGCCGCCGGUGGAUUCGGCGGAGGUGGAUUCGGUGGACGCUUUGGUGGAUUUGGCGGUGGAAAGUUCGGUGGAUUCAGUGGCGGAGGAUUCGGAGGUGGAUUUGGAGGUGGACACAGAGGCUUCGGUGGAGGUUUCGGAGGAUUCGGAGGCGGACACGGAGGGUUCGGAGGUGGAUUUGGAGGAUAUGGACGGUAAAGCAUGGCCUCUCACCCAACACAUCGUAUUCUUAAAUUUUGAUAAUAAAGCUACUAUCAGUGACA